AUGUUCGAGCGUUACCUCACGCGUCGCGAGCUCGAUUCGGCAUCAUUGGUAAUUGUACAAUCUUCCCAACAAACAUUUUUCAGUAAACUUCGUCAUGAGUUGAAUUGUUCCAAACCAAUAUCGGCGCGGUCUGUUGCGCGACUUCGACCUUAUCUUGAUGAUAAUGAGAUACUCCGUGUGGGUGGUCGGUUAUCCAACGCGGACAUACCGAACGAACAACGACAUCCAAUCUUGUUAGCGAAGUCAUCACAUUUGUCCAUACUAUUAAUACGGCAUUGGCACGACAUCACCGGUCACAGUGGUCCCCGCGUCAUAACAGCACUCUUGGGAGGUCAAUAUUGGAUCAUGUCAUUGGGCACUCUAAUCCGUACGGUUAUCAGUCACUGUACGCGUUGCGUCAGACUGUCGGGCGCUAAUCCGCAACCGGUUAUGGCAGAUUUACCGCGAUCGCGCGUAACCGAAUGUCGCCCUUUCUCCCGUGUAGGGAUUGAUUACGCAGGGCCCUUACUGAUGAAAGAGCAUCGUCUUCGGAAGGCGCGUCAAUACAAAGUUUAUAUAGCGGUAUUUGUCUGCUUCGCAGUUAAAGCAGUACACCUUGAGGUUGUAUCUGAUUUAUUCACUGAUGCCUUUAUUGCCGCGCUCAACCGGUUUGUAGCCCGUCGUGGCCUUCCUACGGAUAUUUACUCAGACUGUGGAACAAAUUUCGUUGGCGCCGCAGCCCAGCUCAAGGAUCUUAUUAACCAUCGUGACAACCAAAGUCGACUGUCAGCAUCUAUACAAUCUGUUUGGCAUUUCAAUCCCCCCGGCGCCCCGCAUUUUGGUGGCCUUUGGGAAGCGGCAGUUCAAUCAGCCAAGAAACUUUUAAUCCGCAUCAUGGGAGAGCAUACGUUUACUCUGGAAGAGUUUAACACCAUAUUGUGCCGUGUGGAGGCUAUAUUAAAUUCGCGCCCACUCACCUCAAGUUCUACCGAUCCUAGUGAAAUUGACUACUUGUCACCAGAACAUUUUUUUAUUGGUCAACCACUACUGGCGCCACUAGAAGAAGUCAUAGCGCCCACUCAAUAUUCACUGAAUAACCGUUGGAAGCUGCUCAACCAAUGCGCUCAAGCCUUUUGGCGUCGCUGGAGGGACGAGUACCUUCAAAUCUUGCAAACAAAAGGACGAUGGACGGCUGAUGCUCCCAACCUGGCAGUGAAUGAUAUUGUUAUUAUCAAAGACCCACAAUCACCGCCUUUAACGUGGCGAAUGGCCCGUAUCUUAGAAACAGUGUCAGGUACCGACGGUGUUGUGCGUGUCGUGCGCCUCCGGACGUCCACAGGAACUUUGACCAGUUUAAUAACCAAUCACAACCACGAACUAGCGAAAACGCAUCUCCAGAAACAAAUUAUCAAUGUCAAUUCCAGAUUGUGCACCAACAUUAUUAAGAUUUAUAUGAAUAAACCUGCAACGAAACUAUUGACUUGUUUCGAUUCAAAUUUGAUUUGGACACCUUCAGAAGACUAUAAAUUCCCUGUUUCCGAAAAAGAAAUUUCAAAUUUCAAAGAAGUUGGUUGCUCAAAUAUAAAUGGAUUUAUUCAGCAAUUUGAAUGGCUAUUUGAAGGUUGUGUGUUGUUUUCUGUCGAGGUGGAGGAUUGA
Melanaphis sacchari is the source of this 1635-nucleotide messenger RNA. RefSeq lists its product as uncharacterized. The record is from RefSeq and is a predicted model, not a curated record. The transcript is spliced from 2 exons. NCBI's taxonomy places the organism in Eukaryota, Metazoa, Arthropoda, Insecta, Hemiptera, Aphididae. Bases 1 to 1635 code for a protein of 544 amino acids. Gene Ontology annotation, molecular function: nucleic acid binding. Gene Ontology annotation, biological process: DNA integration.